AUGUACCACGUACGGUCAAACGAACCAAGAUUCGACGUCCCGGACUUUACACUUGAGAGCAACUCUCUGACAAUCCACACCACUGACGCAGAGGUGGGCAAAGACUUUCAGCCCCCAAGCAAGAUUAAGGAAGGGAGUGGGCACUCGGUCACUUGGUACGAGUUAGAGCCCUUGGACUCGUCCAGAUCUAAGCGCCUGCGCAAGACUAUCGCAAAAGAGCUCGUGAACAAGUUCCUCCUUAUCAACAGUGAAAGGGAUUAUAUUCUGACAGACUUUCCCCUUGGAUAUCGCCUUUAUUGCCACAAGAAAGGAACGCGAGUAGGACAUGACGAUGUUCGGCAUGAUUUUUACAUAUACGGCGCCGGCUACAAGUUUCGCUCAGCAAACGAAGCAUUGUUCCACUUUGCGUGGCUCAUGCGGGGCAUGCCGAAGAGACGCUGCAUAUGCGUAUAUGACACACCUAUUACUGCACACAAGCGUAGACAAGGUGCUCUCAAUCGACAAUACAAGCGAGCAUGGGACGCCGUCUUGCAGGACCGACACAAGCAGCAUGUAGCCGCAUAUCAAGCCAGUGUCAAGGAUAAAGCCCCUCGAGAGCCCUCCCCUCCGACGCUCAACGUUUUCAAUGAUGCGUGCUUCCUGCUGCCAGAGUAG
Serendipita indica DSM 11827 is the source of this 654-nucleotide messenger RNA. The record is from the annotation of a GenBank genome assembly. NCBI's taxonomy places the organism in Eukaryota, Fungi, Basidiomycota, Agaricomycetes, Sebacinales, Serendipitaceae.